Peronospora matthiolae is the source of this 357-nucleotide messenger RNA. Lineage: Eukaryota; Oomycota; Peronosporomycetes; Peronosporales; Peronosporaceae. The record is from the annotation of a GenBank genome assembly.
AUGUUGGACAUUGACAUGGAGUCGGUUGGAUCGCGUCCUAACGGAUCGCAUGACUAUGGUCAUGAGCAUCGGGAGCAAGAAGGCAAGAUGAUACCGCAGGUGGCGACAGCAGGAGCGGCAGAGAGUGAUGGAUUUGGUAACCAAAGGAUUCGAAUGUCUGCCAUGGCCGAGCUGAAAGAAUUCUUCGGCCGAGAGAAUAAUGAAGAACGGGCCAGGAACUGGACAAGUAAGGUGAAGUCGGCGUUCCUAAGCGAUCAAGCGCCAGUAGUGGAGAAGUGCUUAGUGUUCAGCGAUCUUCUUACGGGAUUGGCGCGUGACUGGUAUAACCAGCUUAGCCGCUCAACGAAGACUUCGUAG